UAUUUGGGUUGAUGGACGUUCGUGUUCGUCCUUCCCGUCCCAAUUUUCGUGUCACUACCUGGGCACCCAUAGCUCCCGCUUGAGAAUGCAACAACACUUCCUUCGGCCUACACUUCUACUGGUCGAAGAAUAACGUUUUAUAAAAUCCAUCAGAGAAACUAAAGAAAGUCUUUGCUGUUUACAGUAACUUUCAUGGCUGAGAAUUCGGGUUUCGAUCCGGGGAAGAUAAUCUCUUACAAAUUUCCUGAGGUGAAGUUCGCUUACGAUGAAAGAGAUGUUGCACUCUAUGCUCUUGGUAUCGGAGCAUGUAGAGGGAAUGCCUUGGAUGAGAAGGAGCUCAAAUAUGUUUACCAUGAAAAUGGGCAGCCAUACAUCCAGGUCUUGCCAACUUUUGCAGCUAUAUUUACACUUGGAAACAUGGGAUAUGUCAAACAGAUACCAGGGUUAGAAUUUGAUCCACGUCUUCUAUUACAUGGCCAACAAUACAUAGAAAUCUACAAGCCAUUUCCAACCAGUGGCUGUAUACUAAACAGAGGGACAAUUGCAGGAUUGCAUGACAAAGGUAAAGCUGCUGUUGUUGAGAUUGAAACCACAAGUUAUGAGAAAGACUCUGGUCAACCAUUGUGCAUGAAUCGAACGACUAUCUAUUUGCGUGGUGCUGGUGGAUUCACAAAAUCAUCACCUCCAUAUUCAUUCUCAAAAUAUCCAGCCAAUCAAAUUUUGCCAGUUAAAAUUACGAAAGGCCAACAACCUUUUGCAGUAUAUGAAGAUUGUACUCAAGAAUCUCAGGCAUUACUAUACAGGUUAUCAGGAGAUUAUAAUCCUCUGCAUUCGGAUCCUAUGGUUGCAGAAACUGCUGGGUUUUCACGCCCCAUACUGCAUGGAUUGUGCACCCUUGGCUUUGCUGUUAGGGCAGUUAUCAAAUGCAUUUGCAAUGGAGAUCCAACCAAAGUGAAGAACAUAUUAGGCCGUUUUCUUUUACAUGUCUACCCUGGGGAGACCUUGAUUACCGAAAUGUGGCUAGAAGAUUCAAGGGUCUUAUAUCAGACAAAGGUGAAAGAGAGAAACAGAGCAGUGCUGAUGGGUUACGUUACUCUGAAGCACAUAGCUUCAUCGCUAUGAGGUGUACAUCGUGCAUGAUCCCUAAAUUGCUAAAUUGAGGAUGAUGGCUUUUAGUGUUACUCGUUAUGCUCAGCUACAUUAUUUGUACUGAACUAGGGCUGAAUAUGAAAUUAUGAACUCCCGCAGUUAUUAUAUGUUCCGAAAUAUAUGCAGGUCGGCAACAUAAUAGACCACCAUGGUCCAUGGAUGCAGUAUAGAUUGCAUGGUAUUGCGCUUAUUGAAUCAUCA
Messenger RNA from Nelumbo nucifera (sacred lotus), 1350 nucleotides. NCBI's taxonomy places the organism in Eukaryota, Viridiplantae, Streptophyta, Magnoliopsida, Proteales, Nelumbonaceae. The record is from RefSeq and is a predicted model, not a curated record.